UGUGAACCAACAUGGCCCUCCUUUCCUCGGCAUACGAACUGGUCCAGCGCUUGAACGCGGGAGGCAAUACCAACAUCUUUCUGUACCGUCAUCUCCCGUCAAACGACAUCGUUGUGAUCAAGAAGAUUCCUGUCACCGCGUCAUCUAUGGAGGUAUUACCACUGGACUGCGCUGCGUACAAAGAAAUGCACAUCAACCACAUCAUUGCGAAUCAUGCGUACGAUGGGAUUGUGAGCAUGCGCGACUCGUUCCUAGUUGACGACGCGCUCCAUUUGGUGUUCGAGUACUGUGUUGGCGGGGACAUGUUGACCCAGUUGGUGACAUCGUUCAACUCGACGUGGACGGAAUCGGACGCCGUGGCCGUCUUCAAGCAAGUCGCGGGUGCCGUGAACCACCUCCAUGGGUUGGAGAUUGCCCACGGCGACAUCUCCCUCGAAAACAUCUUGGUCCACGACGGUGUUCAUUCAGUCAAAUUGUGCGACUUUGGGCUCGCGAUGGUCCGCGCAGUCACUCGGUACGCUGGCGUGGGCAAGCUGUACUACAUGAGUCCUGAAAUGCACCUGCGGCGGCCAUACAACGCCCUGGCCAGCGAUCGCUGGGCGCUGGGUAUCUUGCUGUUCAUGCUCGUGACUGGUCGGCCCCUCUUCGAGAAGGCGGCCAUGACCGACCCGACCUUCCACCUCUUCUUCCAUGCCCAAGCCGCGGACCCCGCCACGGGCAUCCAGCGUGUUCUGGAAGCGCAUCCAUCCUCUAGAAGUGUGAGCGAGAACGCCGUGGACCUGCUCACGAAGCUGUUGCGCCCCAGCGCCUCCGAACGCUUGUCGAUGGCCCAAGUGCUGGCCCAUCCCUUGUUCCAGCCUGAACCACCGGUCGUGACUCGGCAACGGCGCGCCGCGAGUUCUCCCCUGCUCAGUCACAUCUCCCGAGCGUCGGCGUUGCCGCUGUCGUACUUCAAGUCCAUCACCACGACCAUGUAACUUGUCGUCCCCGAUUUUACAUUAUUUAUACAAACCCAAAAUAUAAACGGAAAUGCGUAGUAUAGUUAGUAUUCAUACUGUUCAUUCGAUGAUUCUAACA
Molecule: messenger RNA, 1077 nt
Organism: Aphanomyces astaci
Lineage: Eukaryota; Oomycota; Saprolegniomycetes; Saprolegniales; Verrucalvaceae
Product: serine/threonine protein kinase
Exons: 1
Coding region: 12-977 (321 amino acids)
Biological process (GO): protein autophosphorylation; peptidyl-serine phosphorylation; intracellular signal transduction
Cellular component (GO): nucleus; cytoplasm
Molecular function (GO): ATP binding; calmodulin binding; calcium/calmodulin-dependent protein kinase activity
Source: RefSeq, a predicted model, not a curated record